This is a messenger RNA of Cladophialophora yegresii CBS 114405, 417 nucleotides long. RefSeq lists its product as uncharacterized. Bases 1 to 417 code for a protein of 138 amino acids. The record is from RefSeq and is a predicted model, not a curated record. Gene Ontology annotation, molecular function: carbon-sulfur lyase activity. The transcript has 2 exons. NCBI's taxonomy places the organism in Eukaryota, Fungi, Ascomycota, Eurotiomycetes, Chaetothyriales, Herpotrichiellaceae.
AUGCCGACAGGAGGUUGCCUUUGUGGCCAGCUAAAGUAUGAGUACGCCGGAGAGCCCGUCAUGAAGGCAACGUGCCACUGCAUAACUUGCCGCCACGUGAGCGGAAGCCUCUUCACUACCAACAUCGUCGUACAAGAAGGAAACUUCAGGGUGACAAAGGGAACGCCCAAGACAUAUCAAACUAUUCAAGACAGUGGAAUGAUCUUGAAGUACUCGUUCUGUGAAAACUGUGGUUGUGUUAUUAGCAAGGUUGGAGAUGCUGAGACAUUCCAAGGAGUGACUCUCAUUCUGGCCGGUUCGCUUGACGAUGAGUCUGAUGUAGAAGCUGCAGAGCCGGGGGUCGAGUUCUAUGUGAGCAAGCGGGCUUCCUGGCUUCCGGCGCUUGCAGGGAAAGGACAAAUGCAGGAGUUUUCGUAA